UGUCUGUAGUCUUGUGGUUACUCUAUGACUGGACAGGUUAAACAUCAGUCCAGAACCGCUCAGACAAAUUUUCAUGUUGUGACUGUUUACAUUUUAUGUAUUUGCUUGGUGCACUAUUUGGAUUACCCAAGUAGACAUGCUAUAUAUUGCUUAAUCGGACACUGGAGACGGGAAACGCUUUUCAUCAAAACUGCUGCACCUUUUGGAAAAAAGCUUUAUUAUUUCUACUAAUAAUGGCAAAUAAUAUUUCAUAUUAACAUUCUAGAAUUUUUGAUUCAUGCAUUAUGGUUACAUAGUUAUUGAUAGUUGUAAAAUGAUUUAACAAUAGUCAUUUGAUACGAUUAAUUACGAUUAAAUGCCACGUUAGAGUUAUUAAAGAAAGAACACAAUAAGUUUGGCUGGAGAUCUGUGGAACAGAAAAUAUGAACAGCAACCAAGAUGAAGUGAUGACCAAGAGUCUGGACCCGCUGCUGUGGCUAUUUCUUGCUAUUGUAAUGAUCUCACACACAGUGGAAUUAUGUCAGAGGUUGAUAACAGGUUUUAUAUACUUAAUCCUUUAUUUAGUAAUACUGAGAAAAAUGUUUAUGCCAAUGACUGUUCAUAGACUAUUGCUCACUGCACAUAAGAUAAUACUGUGUCUGUCUAUGAGUUUAUGUCUGUGUGCCAGUCCGUGCAUGUACAAUUCUUCUGAAAUGAGGUUUGGAGACUGUACAGAAAGGGAGCGUUUCCAAAGAAAAACAUACUACAUUUUAAAUACUUCAGAACAUUACAUUUUAAUAUUAAUUUCUAUAUUUAUUUAAAUAUAAUUGUAACGGUUAAAUGAUCACGUAAAUUUGGUUAUUGAAAGCUAUAAGAAGAAUUAGUGGGGUGCAUUAUACAAGUAUAUUGUUUUAAAAAUAUACCUAAUGUCCAAGUAAAGGGUGAUUUCUGUGGAGAACAAAAAGCAUGAUAUUUAUAUAGUUGGCCAUGAGAUAAUGAAGGUUUUUAGAAUAUUGUCAUAAUAUUGUUAUUUAUAUGAAUAGGCCAAACUGAGCCAUAAAUGUUAAGGAAAUUUUAAAAAACAAACAAACAAACAGACAUUAAAAUGCGUAAUUAAAGCAUAAAUCAAGCAAAUGUUCAUGGCUCUAAAUCAAACAGUGGCUGUCUUUUUUUCUUUGAGAGGUGGAGUCUAAGCUUACCAUACUCUAACUCCUGUAAUAGGUUUGGUAAUAUGUGCUAACAGUUAAAGGAGGUCACACAUUGGGCUGUGAAAGGAUAAACUAUUUGUUAAAGCACUCUUUCGUGCUGUCAGAAAUUAAGACAUGGACACUCACAGGAAACAAGGUGAAGUUUACCUACAACAUCAGAAACAUGGAGAGAAAUGGAAGCGAUAUUGGUUGGCCCUUCAUCCGGCCAGUCGUCACGGCGUCGCUCGGUUAGAAUUAUCAGAGGCCAUUCACGAGCGCUCAACUGUGGUGGUCAGACGACAUCCAGAGAGGAAAGUUGUGCGUCUGACCGACUGCGUGAGUGUCUUCAAGCUGCCUCCUCAUGCGGAGGCUUGUCCAGGGGAAAACAUGGCUGCUUUCUGUGUGGAGACAGAGGACAAAAGGCUUGUGUUUGCAGCAGACAAAGAAAGCUGUGGAGAAUGGGUGAACGUUAUUUGUAACAUUGCCUUUCAGAAACACGCUAAAAGCGCGCCACAGCCGGUGCCUCUUAUGGAGGACAAUCAGAUCUACAUGUCCAGAGAACAACUGAGCGAGUUUAAAGUGCUUGUACUGCAGAACGAGGCUUCAGCUCGAUGUGGCCUGAAAGGACAUUACUGGCUACAAGCCGGUGAGGACAUGUUAGUUCUUGAAGAUCUGGAGACCAGGAGGACCAUAAUGGAGUGGCCAUACAAGCUGCUGCGCCGCUACGGCCGAGAUAAGAUGCUGUUCUCUAUAGAAGCAGGCAGGCGUUGCGAAUCGGGCGCUGGAACCUUUAACUUUGAGACCAGACAGAGUGAAGAGAUCCUUCGCCUCAUUGAGUCGGCUAUUCGCCAACAGAAGAGCCUCGCCGUUACUGGAGACAGGCACUCGCCACAUUCUCCACGUUCUCGCUCUCCUCGCUCGCCCCUGCCCAGACUCCCGGAAAGUUUUAAUUUGUUUGACACGGAGGGCAGCAACAGCCCUCAGUCUUCAGAUGCAAAACUGCCCUUGAACCCCAGUCCAGCAGAAACUCUCGGCCCAAACAUAUAUGCUGUGUCAAAUCCUGUACAUACAAAACCUGCAAGUCCUAUUGGCUUAACCGAACCCGUGUAUGCAAACCCUGCCGACACCAUUAGCUCCAUAAAAAGCACACACUCAGAUCCUGGUGGUGGUGUUGUUAGCUUGAUUGAGCCUGUGUAUUCAAACCCUGCUGUUUUAAUGAAUCUGCAUGAAUCUGUGUAUGCAGCUAUAAUGACAGAUCCCGUCCCAUCUCAUCGUAGGGAUGAAUCAGAACCAGUGUAUUCUGAUCCUGCAGAUGUCAUCCACACAAAACCUAACAGCUGUGUCCAAGCCAACCCUACCGAUGCGAUUGACUACCAUGUCAAGAUGAUGCCAAGCAAAGACAAGCAGCAAGAACCCGUGUACUCUGAGGUGUACGACCAUGUCAAACUAAACACGUGUAAAAUACUUGACCACAAGACUGAGGAGCCCAUUUAUAGCGUACCUGAGAUUGUACAGUCAACUCAAAACAAUAUCUCUCAACAAAACAAAAUGCCUGAGGACGACCAACCCAUCUACAGCAAAGUUAACAAACCACCCAAAACCCCUAAGCCUUUCCAUGAAAAGAAGCUAAGCCAAACAAUGGAGGUAGUCUCUGAGGACCUUGGAAUGAUUUAAUUCAAUCUGUAAUUUGACCAUGGACCACAAAAUCAGUCAUAAGGGGCAAUUGAGAUUUCCAUUGAUGUAUGAUUUGUUAGAACAGGACAGUAUUUGGUCUGAGGUACAACUAUGUGAAAAUCUUUAAUCUGAGGCUGCAAAACAAACUAAGUUCUUAGAAAAUUACGUUUUGAUAUACGUUUAUUUAUGGUGUGAAAUUCACAAAAUAUCUUCAUGGAACAUCAUCUUUAUUUAAUAUCACAUUGAUUUUUGGCAUAAAAGAAAAAAAAUCUAUCAUUUUAACUGAUACAAUGUAUUGUUUGCUAUUGCUACAAAUAUACCUGUGCUACUCGUUUUUUUGGUCCAGGGUCAAAUAUAGUCUCCACAAGUAGCCAUUCAUAUUUAUUAUGUGAAGUGUAUUAUUUCUCCCCACUAAUUUCGUUAUUUAUUAAUUAACACAAAAUGUUGUGGAAUGAUUACUGAUCUAUGUAACACUGAUGCACAUUAUAAAAAUAAAAGAAAUAUUUUUUUUUAUUUUUUACAAACCCAAA
Molecule: messenger RNA, 3370 nt
Organism: Puntigrus tetrazona (Sumatra barb)
Lineage: Eukaryota; Metazoa; Chordata; Actinopteri; Cypriniformes; Cyprinidae
Gene: dok1a
Product: docking protein 1a
Exons: 5
Coding region: 1302-2840 (512 amino acids)
Biological process (GO): positive regulation of MAPK cascade; cell surface receptor protein tyrosine kinase signaling pathway
Cellular component (GO): cytoplasm
Source: RefSeq, a predicted model, not a curated record